Messenger RNA from Vigna unguiculata (cowpea), 1529 nucleotides. RefSeq names its product Duplicated homeodomain-like superfamily protein (gene TDF1). The record is from RefSeq and is a predicted model, not a curated record. Lineage: Eukaryota; Viridiplantae; Streptophyta; Magnoliopsida; Fabales; Fabaceae.
CAGAAUUUAGUGGUAAUGCUUACACAGGCUUUCUGAGAACGAAUCUAUGUAGUAGUUAUGUGUACUUUUUCUAUAUUGCUUUGUCUUAAGCAAAGAUUUUGUACUGUUGAUUAAGAAUUUGGAUUGCAUUAGCAAAUAAAAUGAGUUUUAACCAAAGAGGUCAUUCAUUCAAAUUGCACCUGAAAUAGAUAUUGGUUUUGGAAAUUGGGAAGGCAUUUGCAUUAUGCUUCUGAUGUCAUACAAAUGGUUUUGGUUUUUAAUUUUUGUUUACAGAAAGAUGAACAUAAUCAUGCAAUUGUUGUUAUUAGGAGCCAAAAUUUGCAUGCUUUUCUUGCCUCUUCAUAUCUUAAACAUUAGCCCCCUUUCACCACUUUAAAGUUACCCUUCAAUGCAUAUUGCAUCACCAUUACAUAAUUCACUCUGCACUUCUUUUUCUUCUCUGUCUGUUUGCACAAAAAAUGGGAAGGCCUCCUUGUUGUGACAAAUCCAAUGUGAAAAGGGGUCUUUGGACUCCUGAGGAAGAUGCUAAAAUACUUGCCUAUGUAGCCAAUCAUGGAACUGGAAACUGGACAUUGGUUCCAAAGAAAGCAGGUCUGAAUAGGUGUGGUAAGAGCUGCAGGCUAAGAUGGACCAACUAUCUCAGACCAGACCUCAAGCAUGAUAGUUUUACUCCCCAAGAAGAAGAGCUCAUUAUUAACCUUCAUGGAGCCAUAGGAAGCAGAUGGUCUUUGAUUGCAAGAAGAUUACCUGGGAGAACUGACAAUGAUGUGAAGAACUACUGGAACACAAAGCUAAGGAAGAAGCUUAUGAAGAUGGGAAUUGAUCCAGUGACUCAUAAACCAGUAUCACAAGUCCUCUCUGACUUGGGAAGCAUCAGUGGCUUCCCAAACACCACCACCACCACCACUAACCCAAUGGCUUAUGUUAACAAGGACUUGAUGAUGAGCAACAUGGCACCAACCAAAACUGAACCAUCAGGUUCCAAUAAGUCACUGGUGGAGAACACACAAGAGGGUCAGGUUCACUCAUACCAAGUCCUCACCACAGAAAAUGUCCAACCACAUGUGUUCAGUGAAGCUGCAUCCUCCACCUCAUCCUCAUCUUCCUCCAACCUCUCCCACUUAGGCUCACCACAGUCCUACUCCUGCCAAACCCCUCAGGCUCAAACUCUUGUUCCUCAUUGUUCCUCCUUUGAUUGGAGUGAGUUUCUUCACACUAGUGACUCAUUUGUGUGGUCACUGAACCCCUCAAGUCUGGUGCAAACUGAAGCUGAUCUUUUUUCCAUCAAUGCCAAAACCAGUGGCCAUGACAAACAAGGAGUUGCAUCAGUUGAUGGUUGUUCUGGUGCAAGCAUGGAAUAUCAUUCAUUUGUAGAUGGUAUUCUGGACAGGGAUAAUGAGUUAAGAGCAGCAUUUCCUGAACUUUUGGAUGCUUCUUUUGACUACUGAGUGUGUUUUUCUGCUUGUUGAUGAUUAGCAGCAGGGUUAUUAAGCACACAACACUCUCACAUCACUAGGAUGUAGCAGAAA